Lampris incognitus (smalleye Pacific opah) is the source of this 2376-nucleotide messenger RNA. RefSeq names its product sarcolemma associated protein a (gene slmapa). The transcript has 24 exons. Gene Ontology annotation, biological process: regulation of voltage-gated sodium channel activity; protein localization to plasma membrane; regulation of membrane depolarization during cardiac muscle cell action potential. Lineage: Eukaryota; Metazoa; Chordata; Actinopteri; Lampriformes; Lampridae. The record is from RefSeq and is a predicted model, not a curated record. The coding region runs from base 67 to 2238 and encodes 723 amino acids.
CCUGCCAGCGUAAUACAGGCUCCACUACCACUACCUGUAGACAAGGUUGCUGCCAACUCUCCCAGUAUGUACUCUCAGGAACUGUUCCAGCUCUCCCAGUAUCUACAGGAGGCCUUACACAGAGAGCAGAUGCUGGAACAGAAGUUAGCCACCCUACAGCGUCUGUUAGCCACUACACAAGAGGCUUCAGAGAGCAGCUGGCAGGCUCUGAUCGAUGAAGAUCGUCUACUCUCCAGAUUGGAGGUGAUGGGCAGUCAGCUACAAGCUUACUCGAAGUCUCAAACAGAGGAGGGAAUGCGUAAGGAACUGCUGGCCCUGCAGGAGGACAAACACAACUAUGAGACGACGGCCAAGGAGUCUCUGAGGAGAGUCCUGCAGGAGAAGAUCGAAGUGGUCAGGAAGCUUUCAGAAGUCGAGCGUUCUCUCAGUAACACAGAGGAUGAGUGCACCCAUCUGAAGGAGAUGUCAGAGAGGAGUCAGGAGGAGCUGAGGGAGUUGGCCAACAAAUACAACGCGGCCGUCAACGAGAUCAAGGAACUCACUGACAAAAUCAAGGUGGCAGAGGGUCGUCAGGAGGAGCUAACCCAGAGAGGAGCAAGUGAGAAGAAGGAGUUGGAGCUGAAAAUAGAGGAGAUGGAGGAGAAGGAGCAGGUUCUCCAGGCUCGCAUCGAGGCUCUGCAGGCUGACAAUGACUUCACCAACGAGAGACUCACCGCUCUGCAAGUACGAUUAGAACAACUGCAGGAGAAAAGCAUUAAAGAAAACAACAGUCUGGUAGAGGAGCCUGUGGAGGACACACAGAAUCGGCAGGAGUAUGAGACCCAGGAGGAUGAGGACACGGAUACUGAUGGUGGUGCUGGUGAUGAAGAGGAGGAUGACGACAACUGUCAUGUAAACAACAGCGGCGGAGACUGCACUAGAAUCCAACAGUUGAUUCAAUGUCCGCCCGUGAAGCAGCUGAAGGAGGCGGUCGGGUCUUCAAUUCACAAACUGGCUCACUUUGACGAAGUGAUAGACGCCCACCUCCAGAAUAACCAGACAGCAGAAGAUGACAGCCUGGCCAGCCCUGACCGACUUAAAGAGAAUCCAAUGGAUGCUAAAGAGUCGGAUAUGUCGGACACUCUGAGUCCCACCAAGGACCGCAGCAGUGACGAUACUUCAGACGGGAACAUGGAUGACCAUGAGCUGAACGAGCCCCAGAACAGUGUGGCUCUACUCAAAGAUGAAUUGCGUCGGGCCGGUUUAGAGCCUGGCGACACGGAGCAGGUCAUCAACCAUCUCCACAGAGAGCUGCUGGAGGCCCAGGAGUUAGCCAACACCGGCAAACAGAAAUGUCUGGAGCUGCAGGCUCUGUUGGAGGAGGAAAGGAGGAGCAACUGUAAGCAGACUGAGGAGUCCACGAAACAGAUCCAGUAUCUACAGACUCAGUUGGGUAGGUUGCAGGCAGACAUGGAGGCUCUUAGAGAGCAGAGGGAGAGCACCAUCUGUACCACCAGAGAGGAGCUGUACUCCGCCCAGGAGGAGAUUCUUGUUCUGCGCCACACCAUGGAAGCAGCCACAUCGGAAAGGGAGCGCGAGAUCGCCACCCUGCAGGCUGACUUGGGUAAUGUUCGCUCAGAGCUGGAACACUGGCGCAUCACAGCUGCCAAAUAUGAAGAGGAGAUCAGGCGGCUACAGGAAGCCUUCACACAACAGACCCAGUACCAGCACAAAGCUAACCAGCUACAGGCGGACUGUGAUGCUCUGCAACAGCAGUGUGUUUGCCUGCAGCAGGAGUGUGACAGUCUGAGAUCUGAGAGGAGCACCCUGCUCGACAAACUGCAUCGCCUGGAGACGGAGCUCGACAGCACCAGGGAGCGGAGCCUGGUUCUGAGCUGCAGCCUGGAGUCACUGGAGAAGAGAGAGGGGGUUCUGCAGGAUAAACUGGGCUCCAUGGAAAACCAGCACAUACAAGAUGCAACCAAACUACAAAAUCAACUGGACCAGGCCCAGGCCCGUACAUGCAGCCUGCAGAAAGAGUAUGAGGACACUCAGUCCCAGCUGACAGAUCUGCGUCGGCGAUACGAGAGAACAGAGCAGGAGAAACUCAACAUCCACCAGGAGCUGGAACAGUGUAGGAGCACCCUAAAAGUACUGCAGGACAAGUCUAACAGUCCAUCCAUAUUGCAGCCUGUCCAAGCCAUAUUCAUGGGCCUUGUCCUGGCUGUGGUCUACUGGUGUUUUGGACAGUUGUGGUAGAAAGAGCAGCUGGAGCCCCUGGUUGCCGGUUGUCGCGGUGAUGGUCGCCGUGACUGCAGCUGUCCUCUACCCCAACCUCUCCAAGAGCAGCUCUACCUAACACACAAACACACACACACACAAUCACACACAUACACA